UGGCAGUAUUGCAAUCCUUCUGAGAUUAGUCAGUGAGAGCGAGGGUUGAAUAAAGUAGACGGGGUAAAAGAUGAGAGGAAAAUUCUUCUACCUUCUAGUAGCUUCAACUUUGAUAGCCUACUACAUCUACACACCUUUACCAGAGAAUGUGGAAGAACCCUGGAAGGUGUUGCUUUUGGAUGCCGCCAUUAGAAGCCUAAGGCAUGUGGCCACAAUUGUUGAGAAGUUGGAUCUUGCACACUAUAUGGAUGUUAUAAAUCUGCACACAAUUGCUGAAUAUACGGCACCUACAUCUGAUGAAAAAGUUAUUGUAACAGAAACAAACUUUAGCCAUGUUCCAGUACGUCUUUACAUUCCUAUAAAGAAGUCAAAUGUCUUGAAAAGAGCAGUGAUUUUUAUCCAUGGAGGUGGAUGGUGUAUAGGAUCAGCAACCAUGAAAUCCUAUGACCUUUUAUCAAGAUGGACGUCAGAAAGACUAAGUGCUGUUGUGGUGUCAGUUGAUUAUAGACUAGCUCCAAAAUAUCGAUUCCCAGUUGCAUUUGAAGAUGUGUACUCGGUAGCAAAAUACUUUCUACAAAGCAGCAUUCUGGAGAAAUAUACUGUAGACCCAAGCCGUAUCGGCAUUGCAGGAGACAGUGCAGGAGGUAACUUAGCUGCAGCUGUAACCCAGCAGCUUCUAGAUGACCCUGACGUCAACGCUAAAUUCAAGGUUCAAGCUUUAUUAUACCCUGGUCUUCAAAUUAUUGAUGUGGAAUUGCCAUCCUAUCAAGAUAAUAAAAACAUGCCAAUUCUGCCAAAAGCCUUAAUAAUCAGAUUCUUCAGUGAAUAUAUUAAAACAGAUGACUCUUUUCUCAAAGCUUUAGAGACCAACCAACAUGUUCCUGUAGAGUACAACCAUUUGUUUACAUUUGUAAACUGGAGUAACUGGCUACCUGAAAGAUUUAAAAAAGGUCAUGUUUAUACUGACCCAUCACAUAGAAAUUCCAAAAUUGGGCUCAAAUAUCAAGAUUUUGUGGAUCCAAGGGUAGCACCACUUUUAGUUGAGGACAUCAAGCUUCGGGGCUUACCACUUACAUAUAUCCUCACUUGUCAAUAUGAUAUCUUGAGGGAUGAUGGAAUCAUUUAUGCUUCCCGUCUUAGGGAAGCAGGAGUUCAAGUAGCACAUGAACAUGCUGACAAUGCUUUUCACGGUAGCAUGACAUUUCUUUCAGGUCCUUUUGCCUUAAAUACAGGACACAGAAUGGCUAACAACUACAUUGAGUGGCUAAAUAAGAAUCUCUGAAAACACACAUAUACCACCAGAAAAUGUUGCCUUGGAUUCAUUCAAUUUAU
Notechis scutatus (mainland tiger snake) is the source of this 1332-nucleotide messenger RNA. RefSeq names its product arylacetamide deacetylase (gene AADAC). Gene Ontology annotation, molecular function: carboxylic ester hydrolase activity. The record is from RefSeq and is a predicted model, not a curated record. Lineage: Eukaryota; Metazoa; Chordata; Lepidosauria; Squamata; Elapidae. Gene Ontology annotation, cellular component: membrane.